This is a messenger RNA of Ahaetulla prasina, 1196 nucleotides long. RefSeq lists its product as uncharacterized. The transcript has 3 exons. Lineage: Eukaryota; Metazoa; Chordata; Lepidosauria; Squamata; Colubridae. The record is from RefSeq and is a predicted model, not a curated record. The coding region runs from base 489 to 1127 and encodes 212 amino acids.
GACCACAGCUCCUCUACGCCUUCAUGUCUGUAUCCUUAAGCCGUAUCACUGAUGUGAGGUCCUCCCUGCGCUUGCCGCCAGUCCCGGGGAUUGCAAAUUUGCUUUCAAAGAAACGCUAAGAGGGUGAAGACAAAAGUCGGGGGCCCAAUUCGUUCACCGAGGAGGCAGCUGGAGCCUCACCGUUCCGUGGGAUUUGCGGCUGAUGGAGAUUCCCCUUCAGACCAAUUUGCUGGCUGAUUUUCGCUAAUAUUUCAGAGGGAGAUCGGACUAAACCCCGGCUGGCAAGUCCAGCCGCUCCGUUACCCCCUUACCUUGCUCUCCAACUUAGAGGCGGGGUAGAAAUUGUGAGACGAUAAUGAGGCGUCCUAUGUUGAAACCACUGAUUGGUUCAGCGGGCGAGAAGAGACCUAGCACUGCAGCUGGGGUCAGCGCGGCGCAUGCGUGAUCACUCGCCGUCCGCCAGCAGUUCUUGAAGGACAGCUGCAAAAAUGGAUAAAGACCAACUCCAGGAACCCAACUCCAUCUGCUCCAGUGUGCUUCAUGAAGAUGCAGUCGUUAUAAAGGAUUCAGAUAAAGAUGAUACUGAAGACAGAGAUACUUCUGUACUUCCCAAAGACUCCUGUUUACCUGUAGCUUCAAAACAUCUGAUUGGUUCAAAAAGCAAACGGAAACCUUAUCCUGAACUGCCACCAGCAUAUGUGCUUCCUUACCUGGUUCUAAUCAAGAAUUGUCUUGAUUUGCCACUUUCCACCAUCAAGAAACAAUGUCUCACAGGAGAAAUACUGUGCAAGAUAGACUCUUUAACGCUGAGGCACAAAAAGAAGAAGCCUCCUACUUCACUUGAAGCAGGAAAAGUACCAACACUUCAAGAAACUAAAUAUGUAACUUUUGAAGGCCUGGAGGACCUACAGUGGAAAUUAUUCAAAGGUCUGCUAAAACGAAAGCCAAAAACAAUCGGAAUUUGGAGGGAAGCAAAUUACAAAAAGAAAUCUGUUACAACUGUUAUUCGUCAAGCAAAGGAACACAUCCUUCCCCUGCUACCUAAAGACUGGAUAAUUGAUGAGUCCCUCAAGUUUUCCAAAGAAAAGAUUUUUUCCUUCUUUUUAGAAACUGAGUCACACCAGUGAAUAUGUAGCAGUCCCUGAAGUUCGGAAAGGAUCUAUGUAAACAAGCAAUAAACAACACAUUGUGCCGGA